This is a messenger RNA of Drosophila nasuta, 3571 nucleotides long. It is a transcript of the gene Top3beta, whose product is annotated as DNA topoisomerase 3-beta. NCBI's taxonomy places the organism in Eukaryota, Metazoa, Arthropoda, Insecta, Diptera, Drosophilidae. The transcript has 5 exons. The coding region runs from base 406 to 3003 and encodes 865 amino acids. The record is from RefSeq and is a predicted model, not a curated record. Gene Ontology annotation, biological process: DNA recombination; DNA repair; DNA topological change. Gene Ontology annotation, molecular function: DNA topoisomerase type I (single strand cut, ATP-independent) activity; DNA binding. Gene Ontology annotation, cellular component: nucleus.
CACUAACAACACACACAGCUACGCUACAGCAAUUUUUUUUUUUGCAAAAACUAUUUGAUAAAAAAGCAAGUAUUAAAUGUGUGCGUGUGUGUGCGUUAAACAAUAUACAAUUAAACAAUAGCCCGAGGAGCGUAUAUCGACCAAUAAGCACAAUAAGGUGUGCAGGGCAGCUGGCGUUGCUUACAACAAAAAGACCGGCAGCAGCUUCCUCGCUCGCACGCACACACCCACGCACACAUACAUACAUGUACACGAAUCUAUGAGAGAGCAGUAUCAUCGUAUCAUCGAAAAAAAAAAACGAAGAAAAGAAAACGACAGCAACAACAAUAAGUAAAGGUGUUGGAGUGAAAGAGCGAGGGCGAGAGGGAAGCAGUGUGUGCGAUCAUCAGAUCAGCUUUAGAGGCCAUGAAGAAUGUAUUGAUGGUGGCAGAGAAGCCAUCGCUGGCUGCCUCCUUAGCUGCCAUACUCUCCAAUGGACGCUCCACGGCGAAGCGAGGUAACAACGGCUGCUCCACCCACGAAUGGACGGGACACUUUCGCAACGAGGGCGCGGUGCAUUUUCGGAUGACAUCGGUGUGCGGUCAUGUGAUGUCAUUGGAUUUCACCAGCAAAUAUCAAUCGUGGGACAAAGUGGAUCCCGUCGAGCUCUUCGAUUGCCCCACCGAGAAGAAGGAAUGCACGCCCAAGCAACAGAUGCGCUCAUUUCUGGCCCACGAAGCACGCGGCUGCGAUUAUCUGGUGCUGUGGCUCGAUUGCGACAAGGAAGGCGAAAACAUUUGCUACGAGGUCAUGGAUGCAGUGCAGCAUGUCAUACACAAUGUCUACAGUCGCAAUGUCACGUAUCGUGCCCACUUUUCGGCCAUCACGGACAAGGACAUCAAGGGCGCCAUGGAGUCGUUGGGCCAUCCCAACGAGAAUGAGGCCAAGUCGGUGGAUGCACGUCAGGAGCUCGAUUUGCGCAUCGGUUGCGCCUUCACACGCUUUCAGACCAAGUUCUUUCAAGGCCGCUACGGCGAUUUGGACUCCUCACUCAUCUCCUAUGGUCCCUGCCAGACGCCCACGCUCGGUUUUUGUGUGAAGCGUCACGAUGACAUCCAAACGUUUAAGCCCGAAACAUUCUGGUAUCUGCAACUGUCCGCUGGGCAGCCGGAGGUGACGCUCGAAUGGGCGCGUGGACGCGUCUUCAAAAAGGACAUUGCCAUCAUGCUGCUGAACCGUGUCAAGGAGCAUAAAGAGGCCACCGUGGAGAGCGUGAGCAGCAAGGAGUCGUUCAAGAGCAAACCGCAGGCGCUGAACACCGUUGAGCUGAUGAGGAUUUGCAGCUCGGGCCUGGGCAUUGGUCCCUUCCAGGCGAUGCAGGUGGCGGAGCGUCUGUACACGCAGGGCUACAUCAGUUAUCCGCGUACCGAGACCAAUCAGUAUCCCGAGAACUUUGAUCUGCACGCCGUGCUCCGUGUACUGCAGCCGUCGAGUGAAUUCGGCGACGAGGCGCGGUCGAUUGCCUCCGAUUUCCAGACGCCACGCAAGGGCAAAGAUGCCGGCGACCAUCCUCCGAUCACACCAAUGAAGCUGGCAUCGCGCAACGACUUUGAUCGCGACACUUGGCGUGUCUACGACUUCAUAUGCCGUCACUUUAUGGGCACGGUGUCGCGUGAUCUGAAGUAUCGCACCACAACGGCCAAGCUGCGCGCUGGCCUUGAGUCAUUCUCGUGCACGGCGAAUGUGCUGCUCGAUGCCGGAUUCACCAAGGUGAUGACAUGGCAAGCCUUUGGCAAGGACGAACCGGCUCCGCCGUUUGUCCAGGGCAGCCAGGUGGCCAUCAAUGAUGUCCGACUCGCCGAGUCUCAAACGGGGCCACCCGAUUAUCUCACCGAAGCGGAGUUGAUAACGCUGAUGGAGCAGCAUGGCAUUGGGACGGAUGCCUCGAUUCCCGUGCACAUCAAUAACAUUUGCCAGCGCAAUUAUGUGCGCAUCGAAAGCGGACGCAAACUGAUACCAACGACUCUCGGGAUUGUCCUCGUCCAUGGCUAUCAGAAGAUCGAUCCGGAGCUGGUGUUGCCCACAAUGCGUUCCGAGGUGGAGCGCAUGCUCACAUUGAUUGCCAAAGGCUCGGCGGAUUUCAACGAUGUGCGACGCCAUGCAACGAAAAUCUUUAAGCUCAAAUUCAUGUUCUUUGUGCAAAACAUUGCCAGCAUGGACAUGCUCUUUGAGUCCUCGUUCUCCCCCCUCGCCGAGUCGGGGAAGGCGCAUUCGCGUUGCGGCAAAUGCAGGCGCUACAUGAAGUACAUUCAGACGAAACCAGCGCGUUUGUAUUGCUCGCAUUGCGAUGAGAAUUAUACGCUGCCCAAUGGCAAUGUUAAAGUGUAUCGCGAGUUCAAAUGCCCGUUGGAUGACUUUGGUCUGUUGGCCUUCUCGACGGGGGUAAAGGGUCGAUCGUAUCCCUUCUGUCCGUAUUGCUACAACCAUCCGCCGUUCAGGGAUAUGCCCAAAUUUGGCGGCUGCAACACCUGCACGCAUCCCACCUGCCCCCAUUCGUUGAACACGCUGGGCAUCUCCAGCUGUGUGGAAUGCGAGACGGGUGUCCUUGUGCUCGAUAGCACGCUCUCACCGAGCUGGAAACUCGGCUGCAAUCGCUGCGAUGUCAUCAUCAAUUGCUUUAAGGGUGCCACCAAAAUUGCAGUUGAAGAAUCCAAGUGCAGCGAUUGCGGUGCCCAACUGGUCAACGUCGUCUACAAAUCGGAUAAAUCCAAGUUCAAGGAUGGCAGCGAAGAGAAGACCGGCUGCAUUUUUUGCUCUGCCGAAUUCUCGCAUCUGGUGGAAAAGCAUCGCGCUGUCGCCUCGCGUCAGGUGCGCACAAAUGCGCCACGCGGUGGACCCAAUGCAGCCGCAGGUCCUGGAGGUCCUGGCGCACCUGCUGGCGGCGGAGGCGCUGGGCGUGGCGGACGUCAUGGCGGGCGACCGCCCAAGGAUAAAAUGGCUCAGCUGGCGGCGUAUUUCGUCUGAUUGUCAUCGUCAUCAUCAUCGUCGUCGUGUUGUCGUCUUGGCUCUGAAAUUUGCAUUUUAUUGUGUAACUCGUCACGAGCGAGCAUCUUGGCAGUAAAAAUAAACGAAAACAAAGUUUGUACAAAUGCUAUCGAGUCCUAUCGAGUAUAAUGUAUUCUUGCGUACGCUUUUGUAAACAACUAUCCUUAAUUUUGUAAACUCUUCUCAAUUUUGUAAACAACUCUUCUCAAAGCUUGUACAAAUGUCCAACAUAAUGCCAUCGAUUGGCUAAAACGGAGUCCUUCUAUCCUUACGUAAACAACUCUUCUCAAAGUUUGUACAAAUAUGCUAUCAAUUGGCUUUAACUGAGUUCUAUCCUUGCGUACUCUUUUGUAAACAACUCUUCUCAAUUAGCUCUAUAAUUUAGCCAAAUGAACUUUCAAUUCAACCUUAAAACUUAUAACUUAUCAAGGAUUCUGUAUUUUAAGCUAACUCUGAAACAAAAAGUGUGCAAUCAUUGCUUUUUUUAGAUAUUUUGAAACGUUUUUUAAUGGAGUUCAGUAAAACAGAUCCUUAAAAACCAAGCAAA